Molecule: messenger RNA, 1086 nt
Organism: Ornithodoros turicata
Lineage: Eukaryota; Metazoa; Arthropoda; Arachnida; Ixodida; Argasidae
Exons: 12
Coding region: 187-954 (255 amino acids)
Source: RefSeq, a predicted model, not a curated record
UUGACGGAGAACCCACAGCUGCUCGUUUGUGAGCUGCUUGUUAUUAUCGCUCAUGUUGAUGGGCUUUGAUUUCUCCCAUAUUGGAGAGCACGUUUAUCGGGUGAACAUUGGGUCCUCGUUCUUUCUAUAGGCUCCGCCUUAACUACUGCCAAGGAAUGCAGCCGUAAUUCUGCCGGCGCUGAUUCGAUGAAGGUGACUGUGUUCUUUGCACUUUCGUGCAUAGCCGAGAUACCGCUGGGAUUAAACGACAUCAUUCCAAAAGAUUAUGACGAUAUCACCGAUGCGGAAACUGUACGCGUACUCGCACACAGCGGAUAUAGGUCUCCUUUCGUUUCCAGGGGCAGAGCUUUCCUGGACAAGUAUCAGAAGAUCUUGACCAACACAGAUAUCGCUAGAGAAUCCGAAGAAAAGCUUUUAAAAAGUGAGGCGUGGAAGGACCUCCCUGGCAUGGCAAGAUUGCGAAGGCUACAUAUUGUACGCCAAAAUGCCAAAACGCGCUAUUUGAAGUUCGGGAAAUCAUUCUGCCUGCAUGUGAAGAAGCUAGCGCCUGCUUUGACCGCGAAAAUGCUCAACAUGACUGACAAGCAGCGGUCUCAGGCGACUGCCAAUAUUAUAAAGCUCUUCGAAUCGGAACUAUCCAAGUCUCGCGUCGGACGAGGUAUACGUACUGUCAGUCACCGGGCUUCAGCUUCUUCUAAGUUACCCAAGGCCAAAAGCGGCGCGACAAAAAAAGGUACGGAAUCUGGACGUGGCGAUGCUCUCCCUCUCUCCUCAUUCAUAAGCGCUUCCAGGGAACUUGAAAGCCUCCGUUCGUCUCUGCAUGACUUUAUAAUAUUUAAAUGUGCUAUUGAAAAGGACAUCAUGGACUUGAUUGAAGAGUACAUGAAAACGAUUUAUUUUGGAGACUACAGAAAACUAUUCGCGAUGGUCGAAAAACUGCUCCUGAACGGCUGAAGGACCAUUCCGUGACGCAGAAAGGGCGGUGGACGAAGACCGAUUCCAUGGACGAUACUUUUGCUACCUUGACAACCCACGAAUGUUGAAAGGUAAAAAGGAGAAUAAAUGAGGGUAACACCCUCUUUCCUC